Musca domestica (house fly) is the source of this 3122-nucleotide messenger RNA. RefSeq lists its product as uncharacterized. Lineage: Eukaryota; Metazoa; Arthropoda; Insecta; Diptera; Muscidae. Bases 2218 to 3075 code for a protein of 285 amino acids. The record is from RefSeq and is a predicted model, not a curated record. The transcript has 2 exons.
UAUAGAAUAUAAGUGACUAUUUGGAAUGAUGUUUUGAGUUUCAAGCAAGUUACAGCAUUUGACAUUCAAAUUCCAGUAAAGUGAAAGAUAGAAGCCACAUUUGUAUGAAAAUGUGUCCAUUUUCUUUCGAAAUGUCGAUUCUAGUCAUGCACUUAUUGAAACUCAAAAUCAAUUUCUUUUGAAUUGAAUACGAAAUGUCAGCUAUCUUUGUGUAAAAUUUCCUUGAGAAAGGAUGACUUACUCUAUUGAUAUUUACAUUUUACCAAGAAUUUUAUGCAAAUCAAGAUUGUAUACACUUUAUAGGGUCUAAAAUGUAUGCUUCGAGAUGUUACAAACGAAAUGACAAACUUAAUAUACCUUCCAUACUAUGGUGAAGGAUAUAUAGAAAAAGUUAAUUUAUGCGAAAAUAAUGUGGUUGACCUCUUUCUGUGGAUUUUUUAACACUUAUGCCAUGAAAUUGGCAAUUUAAAUUCACAGGGUCUACUAAAUCCGGAAAUUGUCUUAAAUGUAAAAUAGGACUCAGGCAGUGUAACAUUUUGCAUUUGAAACUAAUAACCCGUUUUUUGUAAAAAAUUUACUUUCAAUCGAAUCGUUCGUAUUCAAACGUAUUCAUUUUAGUAUGUGUUUUAAUAAAAAAAAAUUUAAAACUCUGGUCCAUUUACGAAAAGCUUUGAUAUGUCAGGGUUUCCAUAACCAUUAUUUUUUUUAUUUUAUUUCAUUAGGAGUUGUGCUGAUUGUGGCAACCCCAAUUAAUUCAAAAUUUAUCACAUUUGUAAAAUUACAUUGAAAAAUGUCAAGAAAUCAUGGUCCUGCAAGAUCCGCAAACAUAUAGUUGAUAUGACAAAAUUGUUCAUAUAUAAAUUCCCCAUCAUACACAUACAAUUUUGGCGAGAUUCUGUAACUAAUAGCCCAUUUCUGUUCGAAACGAUAGGUCUCCUCCUCCUAUCGUUUUUUUGACAUUUUCGUUCGUUUUUUCGUUACAAAAACCAACAAUGCAAGGAAAAAAGUUUAUUGUGUUUGUCACUAACAGAAAAAAAACAUGCACUACAAAAACCCAAAAUAUAUUUUCUUUAGCCAAAAGUCAAAACGAAAAGAAAAAACACUGUUACAAAAACAGGCUGUUUCGCGGUUUCCCAUCUCGCUUUGAAGUUUCAAUCGUUUUUAGAACAUUCUAGUCAUUGUUCUGCUACUGUUCUCACCUUUGUUAGAACUAAUACAAGUAGAACUAAUACAAGUGCAAAAAUUAUGAUUCAUUAAUAAUUUUGUCUGCAUGCCUAUGACGGAGAAGCUCGUGGCUGUCGCCUCAUUGAAUACAAUAAUUGAUACAAAUCUUUAAUUUGCCCUCCCUUUCAUGUAUGAUCGAAAAUGAGCUUUCUUAACCAAAGAACAUAUUUGCUGCAUUUUUAGACAAACAAUGAUUGAAAGUUACAUGUCGAUGUGCAAACAAUCAACCCCACCAGCAAUACUAAAAAAAGUGAAAUGAGACAAAGUGUUAUUGCACAAAACGCAGUAAAAACCAUAAUAAAGAGAUGAACCACAAACAUAAUUGAAAGCGAGUGGGUUGUGUGUUGAUAUUUUGAUGUUGUUUGGCGGGUAAAUUCCCGUUUACUGUUCUCUCCACAACAAUUAACAGAGAAAGAGCGCCAGGGAGAUAAGAAACAGCCUCUAACAAGAUACUGUUAAGCGCUCGCAAAGAGGAAGAAAAUCAUUCUCUGUUGUUAUUUAAACAGUUAGACAACAUUGUGGAAAGGGAUGAACAGAACAACACCGGCAAAUCAAACCAUAUCUCAUAAAGAGAGAGAGCACAAUAGACGUAUUUGUCAAGAGAGACAAAAACAGCUGUUGUUGGCUGCAUUACACAGACAUUGAAAAAUUUAUUUGUUUUACAUAUCGAAGAAGUGUCGGGACGUCAAUUACUUUGGGGAGAUGAUGUUCUGUUCUGUUAACACAGACAAAGUGGUUUCAACAUUUUCGUUUUCUUUGUUUGGGGGGAAAUUGAAUGUGCCAAAACGAAAAAGUGUGCGUGUGUGUGCGUAUGACGAACUAACUAAGUGUGUGUGCCUCUGUUAAAGAAUUUCACAACUAAGAUGUGACGUUAAAAUUGUGCCACCUCUCUUGUGGCGAUUAAUGGCAUAUUAUACGCCAAUAAUAAUUUAAUAAAUAAAAAAAGAUUGAUUAUUAGUUUCUUUUUGAAAUACAUCGGCUAAAGCAGAAAUAAUGAUAAAAGUGUCUAAAGUGCGAGUUUUGAGAAUGCUGCUGCGUUAUCAUCAACCUAACACAUUUACUUUAACCUCACUUAUAUGCACAUUUUUGGCUGCCCUGGUCAUAAUACCCUCGACACCGGCGACAUGUUAUGUCAUAAACCCCAACAGCUUAACAGAGGCAAGGCAAAAAUCACUGAACUCACCGCAGAUGCCACCACAAUCGCCACUGACAACAAAGGUCAUAUUCGAAAGCCCAAGUGUUGAGAACAUUUUCAAGGAUUUCAUUGUCUCAUCGAAACCUCUUACGCUACGAAAAUACUCAACACGCCCAAAGACAAAGAAAACUAAAAAGGAUUCACGCAUCUAUUACAUACCAAUACCACCAAUGCCAUAUCGUUUUAUACCCGGCAUUGGCUACGACUAUCAACCCAUGAAAAUUAAACCACUACUUGUGGAACCAUCAUCGCUGCCAGAGGUGCCUGUGACAACGGACUAUCCUAGCUAUGAAAGCUAUGGUGGCGCCAUUCAAAAUCCCUACAAAAAUUAUCAACAACAAUUGCAGAACUCGUAUCUUCAGGCCGCCUUAUCUAGUCAAUUGCAUCCGCACCAACACCAAACGAAGCCACCACAGUAUGAGCUCCCUUCCAGAAUUCCCUCGUUUGUAGAGACAACAAAAAUGCCCACAACUUCCUCAAUAUCCACAUCCUCACCCAGUGUGGCCGAAAGCAAAGUUUAUCGUUUGGAUCGAAAUGAUUAUUACUUCAAUGGACGGCCGUUUAGACUGCAAGUGGCCCACGCCGGACCGAAAUCCAAGUUAACGCCACAAAAUCUUAAAUCUUCAUUCUAUUUUAAUAAAAAUAUUAUUUAUUAAGUUUUCUAUUUUAAUUUACUUUAGUGUGUUAACUAAAAAUUGACGAA